Cooperia oncophora is the source of this 735-nucleotide messenger RNA. The record is from the annotation of a GenBank genome assembly. NCBI's taxonomy places the organism in Eukaryota, Metazoa, Nematoda, Chromadorea, Rhabditida, Trichostrongylidae.
AUGCUCUUCUCUGACCGAGCCCAGAAGAGGCAGGGCACACAUAUAGAUGGAUGCGAUGCGUGUCCCCCAUUACAAUUCCGCGAAAAAAUCGGGAAAAGAUUGAACGUUUUCUGGUUUGACAUUGAUCAACCGAAGGAAGUGCCAGUGUUCGCGCCAGAGUCACUUGUUACAUUCCGAGGAGCGUCUGCUGCACGCAUUCAUAUGACCGGUGAAGAUCAGCAUGUCAAAAAGAUUGGUUUCCUACUCGAAGCUCGAACCGCGUGUGGUGGAUUGGUGCUGGCCGACGAUAAGGAACGUGUAAUGACGUUCAGCGAUCUCGAGGAAGAAGUCUGCAACAUUACCAUCCGUAAAAGAGAGGAAUCGGAUUCUGGAAUAUAUGUGAGACUGGACGAGUUUGUCAGCCGCGGUAUCUCGAAACACCGGGUUGCAGAAAUGUACUUUGGGAACAGCUAUAUCGACGUUCAGAUUGAUGGGGGCGAAGUACAAUCUCGCGAAGCCAAGGGACCGUACCUAAUCGAGGCAGCUGCCACUCAUGAAGAGUUCCGUGCCAAAAAUGAGAUUCGAAUCGCAUUUGUCAAAGGGAAUACGUUGCUUGCGACUAGAAUGGCUAUCUCCUACUCGACAACUAUCGAUAAAUGUGGAGGAGAAAUCACCGCCCGCGAAGGAUACAUUAGCAUCCCCGAAAUUCAAGGCGAUUUCGAUUGCAUAUGGACGUUACGCGAAAAUCCUGGAAAC